AUGUUUGCGGAAGUACGUCCACGAGUUUCAUCAAGGCGUUUGAAGCAUGUCUGUGGAGGUUUUAUUGAAGAUAUUUGCUCCAAAAAGGACGCACUGUGGACAUGGCCCGAUCUCUCCAGGUCCUCUCCCUGCUCUCCAGGCUUGGUGCAAUGUCAGUGAUUCCCUCUGCUUCUCUUAAUGGCUGUCGAUUUGCAAGCAGAGGUGCCAGCAAGGUAUGGAUGGGACAGAGCCAUGUGCACAGAGACAGACUGCCGAACAGAGCUUCAAGACACAGAGAUGAGAUGUCUGAUGAAGAAGGACUGGCCGAUGUAGAGGAUGUAGAGGACAAGCUGCAGGCCUUGGAGGAUGAGGGGAGAAAGAGGCAGAAGAUAUUGAAAUAUCACAUACUGAGAAGGCAGAUGACUCCAUCAGGAGCUCCACAGAGGAAGCUAACCUGGGAUGCUAUUGAGCAGAUCAGAUAUCUGAAGCAAGAGCAACCAGAGGAGUGGACAGUAGAGCGUCUGGCGGAGGGCUUCUCUGUCACCCCUGAUGUCAUCCUGAGAGUCCUCAGGAAUAAGUUUGUCCCCACUGCUGAAAGAAAAGCCAGACAGGAUGCUAAAGUGUUGGCUGAACUCAGUCAGCAGGGGCUGCCUUCAGGUGCAGGCCGAGAGAGGGUGAAGCUGCCUGGAAGCAGCACACCAGCUGUACUCCUGCCUGGAAGUGAAGAAGAUGCAGUGGAGCCUGUGGCUGAGAAGACUCUGAUGCUACGAGGUGAAGGCUCAAGAUCCCUUGCGGAGAGUCAUGCCCCUGUUACCGCUCUCCCCGCCAAGCUCAGAGCCGGUAAUAAUAAAGAUGCCUUGGUGACCACAUCAAGAGAAGAGUACAGUGCUGCUACAGAGGAGGUCAUAGAGGAGGAGGAGGAGAGCUGGGAUGGAUGGGUGUUGACAGAUGAAGAACUUGAGGAGUUUAUGGGACAAGAGCCGUCCUCUGUGGUGCAAGUUGGGAAAGAAUUAUUUGAUGCAGAUGGCAAUUUUCUGUACAGACUCACCUGAAGACUUCCUGUGUACCAUGUGUGAUGAGACUGACUUCCUGAACAGAUCAUUACUGUACAGGUUAAACUGGCAAAAUAAAACAAGAAUUGCUGUA
Molecule: messenger RNA, 1125 nt
Organism: Dicentrarchus labrax (European seabass)
Lineage: Eukaryota; Metazoa; Chordata; Actinopteri; Moronidae
Gene: ngrn
Product: neugrin, neurite outgrowth associated
Exons: 4
Coding region: 102-1031 (309 amino acids)
Cellular component (GO): nucleus
Source: RefSeq, a predicted model, not a curated record